Molecule: messenger RNA, 4269 nt
Organism: Fusarium keratoplasticum
Lineage: Eukaryota; Fungi; Ascomycota; Sordariomycetes; Hypocreales; Nectriaceae
Product: NB-ARC domain-containing protein
Exons: 8
Coding region: 1-4269 (1422 amino acids)
Biological process (GO): metal ion transport; transmembrane transport
Cellular component (GO): membrane
Molecular function (GO): metal ion transmembrane transporter activity; ADP binding; protein binding
Source: RefSeq, a predicted model, not a curated record
AUGAUUGUUCCCGAGUCUCUCAGCACUCUAAGAGUGCACAGCGAAAAAUCGGUAAACAGCAAGUCAAAUCAUACUGAUAUUUGCAAUCUACCAGUCGGGGGUGAACUAUACAGCUCAUGCGAGAACCUUGUCACUGAGGUUUUGCAUAGUGCACCCCAGAGAAUCGCCGAAAAUGACAAGCCUUACAUUAUCCCUGGGGCUCUCAAAGACGAUACACUCCGCAGUCCAAGCACUGCCUGCUUGACAAGGUUCGAGGAUGUGGAUAUGACGUCUCAGCCAACAUCUCUUCCAAUCUCGUCUCCAGUUGAUGCGACUACUGGAAGCUCGACUGUAGAGACAUACGAAAUUGUACCAGCGGUUGCGGCACUAGAGGUUUCUGUCAGAGACCCACAACUCCCGUGCUUCGUACUCGGCGACCACUGGAAGAAAGAUGCCUUUGUGGGCAGAGAGGACACCUUGAAGAUCCUCGAUCAACAUCUUCUCCCCGCAAAUCUGAACCCCGACACAGGGCAAGAGUCUGAUUCAAACUCUCAAGAUGGAUCAGACCUGCGCUCUUUUGCAAUCUGUGGUCUUGGUGGCAUCGGAAAGACCGAGUUGGCAGUCCAAUAUGCUCAUUCCCGCAAGCGAUACUUUGAGGCCAUCUUCUGGCUCGGUGCAGACGACAGCAAGAUCUUGGCCUCAAGUUUUGCCAACCUAGCAGUUCAGUUAGGUCUUGAGGAUGAAGACUCGGUGGACGUCGCAGCCAGUCGAGACAUUGUCAUGGGCUGGCUCUCAAGGCCCCUGAGACAAACUUCCAAGCCAGAUGAGCCAGGGAAUUUUGUCAACUGGCUGUUGAUCUUUGACAAUGUCGAUAAUCUCGACGUCCUCGAUGACUACUGGCCAAAGUUAGGGCGUGGCUCCGUGCUGAUCACAAGCCGCGAUCCCAAUGCCAAGCAGAACAUGUACAUCCACGAGGGUCUGCGUCUACCCCCUCUCACCAACACGGAAACCGAGGUUCUCAUGCAGAAGCUCACCCAUGUGAGAGCAGACGACUACCAGAAGAAUGCUCUAACUAAGAUCGCGGAGAGACUUGAUGGGCUUCCCCUGGUGAUCAAUCAGAUGUCUGGCUUGUUCAGGUCAUUCAGGUUGUCAUACGUGGACUUUUUGGACUAUCUUCAAGAGGAAGGCAUCGAGAGGUUGUAUGAAAAACAGUUUGGCUCCAGCGACAAGCAAAAGGCGCAAUCUUUGGUCACUUACUGGGCACUUGAUCGUCUUUCAGGUCCAACCAAGGCACUCCUGCAAGUAAUGUGCUUGCUAGAUCCCGAUGAUAUCCCCGAGGACAUCCUCAUUGACAAGAGUGGUAGAGUGAGCCUGGCUGGCUACCCCAGAACCAGAAGCAACUACUACUCUGCAAGAAGGGAGCUAUUGUCCUCUUCUCUCAUCAACCAAAAGCGGAACAACAAGCUGUCUCUGCAUCGCCUUGUUCAAGACACGACCAGGUCGAUGAUGGAGGAGGACCAGUUGGUCUCUGCAUUUCAGGCGGCAGCAAAGCUCAUUGUUUCUACUUGGCCCUUUCAGUCAAUCAAGGAUCAUCACUCGACAGUGAGAUUCAGCAAAUGCGAGGACAUAUUCCCUUGUGUUCUUCGUCUUAAAGAUGGGCUCAACUCAAUUCUUGAGACUUCUCCUGAUUUCCCGAUGGACAUCUCCCUUGCGCGGCUCUUUAACGAUACAGGAUGGUACAUGUUUGAACGGGGUCUUCAGGAGGAGACAAGGCCAUUCUGUGACCUGGCUCUUCUAAUCGCUGAGCGACUAAAGAAGACGCACGGUACAGAGGCUAUUGAAUGCAUUCGAGAGAGUCAACAGUUCAUCGGAAUCGCUCUCGUCGAGACGAACGAACACGCUCUGAGCAUGGCUCACAAGCAGAAGUGGUUGGACAUGCUGCUCGAAAGGAAAUCAGAUUCCGGAGCACCCAUCGAGGACUACGAGCUUGGGUAUGCCUACAACGAGAUUGGCGUGGCCUAUGGAAACGCCGACAUGAUUGGAGAGGCUAUCGAAGCCUUUGUCAGAUCCAUCGAGAUUUUCCAGGGGCUGGAUGAUUACGAAGACACCAUGCUGGGGUGGCCUGAACCCAACCUGGGCUUCAUGUACUGGCUGAAAGGAGAUCUUGAGACUGCUGAAACAGCUUUGGUUGAGAUCCUCGACAUUCACGCGGCAGCCUGGGGAGUUGAUGAUACUCAUUCUUUCAAGACGGGCAAGAUUCUCUACGGCCUUGGCAACGUGCUGGAAUCACAAGGUCGCUUCGACGAGAGCCUUGGCUUCCACCUUCGCUGUCUCGAACAGUACAAGAAGGUCCUCGGCAUGAACCACCACAGAGUUGGGGAUGUUUGCCACAGGCUUGCUAGCCAUUACAUGCGAAAAGGACUAUACAAGGAAGCCGCGGAAUAUUUAGCUACCUCCCUACGGAUAUUCAAGUCCCGCUCGUACCUUGCCAACGAACUUGCACGAACGACGUUCAAGAGGAGCCAGCUACAUCGGUUGAUGGGAGAGGACAGUGAGGUGGACGAACUUCGAGAAAAGGCUUACAGGAUAAGGAAGAAGUUGAAGCCUGGGGAUACUGUUCCUGUCGAGAAACUUACAGAGGAGGAUUUCGACAGCCCAGAAGAAUACGCAAACGCUGUCCUGGGAUACUCCAACCUUUCCACCGGCGCUGGUCAAAAUCACAUAUCGCUUGGCCAGUAUCUCCACGACCCUCCAGCCACGGUGCGCGUGGACCUGCAACCAGAUGCCCAGGAAUUUGUCACACUCUAUCCACUCAGCAUUGAGCAGUUUGGCAGACGGUCUUCUUCACAAUCAUCCAGGCAACACUCGCCCUCUGACGGAGAUGGAGAUGCUGAGUCUGCAGAUGAGAACCGACAUAAAGGCCAGACACCAACUUCCUUCCAGGAACCCAGCGAGUUCUACCACUUCAACUUGAAUAAGCCUCCUGAAAACUGCAUCAUCUUUUUGCGCGGCUUCAUGACAGCGCAAUGGAUCAACAACAUCGGCGCCCGUUAUUUCGUUGAUCCAGAGUUCUUCUCUCGUCACCUAGAUUUCAGUCCAGCUGACGACAGCGCAAGUAACUUUUCCAUCCCUUCGUUGCCAUCUUCAUCCGCCCAUCUCAUUGAGCUGCCUGUCAUCACGAUUGGAAAGCGCACGGGAUCUACAUCUCAGCUGCGACCUGACAAGAUUGACCAACUGAGGAGUGAGGGUGCAUUAUCCUUGUCCUCCCACUAUCACGAAAUCUCCAAGUUGUCGUCAUCACAAAUGGGGCUCGGGGACUCAAUGAUUCGGAACUUUUACGUCUUUGACGAGACGUACUUUGCAAUCGAGCAACGCAUCUCGAUUUGCCUUCAAUUAGCCAAGAGUCAAAAGACCUUUACCUUACUUGUCUGGCUCGAUGCUGGAGCCGACUUCCCCAACUUGACUCUCACUCCUUGGGCCGUUCGAACACCAGUGUCUUACUAUCUCCCCGUUAUCCGCCAUAAACCCAUGAUUGCUCUAAAAUGCCACCUUUUCGCGGACCAGCCAUCAGACAGAAUGGACUUUUCGGGUGGUAAAAUCCAGUCCCUCUCAAACCUACCUCACGACUACGGGCGAUCGCUUCGUCCAAGCAUCAAAGCCAAAGAUCCAUUCUACAACCUCAACGAAAUCUUCAACUUUGCAGCGAGCUCACAAGUGCAGUUCCUCAACCUCAUCGAUGUCAAGCUUGACAGCUAUAUAUCCCGACCCGCCGAUCAGGAAUACGAGAGCUUGCCGGAUCUCAAGUACACAAAGGAGAUGCUGUACCGCCACCUUCAAAAGACAAAACAGGUACUUGAGAGCAUCAGAAAUGCUCAGCUCUCAACAUGGCCUAAGGAUGAUUCCGAUAGCAACAGAGCCGCCAUUGCCGCUCAGAGCGUGGAACAAGAUUUUAAGUACAUACUAGAUCGCACGAUCAUGCUCCACACACGCACCACCGAGGCCAUUACGGUGCUAAUGUCCAGCAUGUCCAUAUCAGAAUCUCAAAGGGCAAUCGGCCAAGCACAACGUGUUGGAAAACUAACAUUCCUGGCCUUCAUUUUUGUCCCCUUGUCUUUCACCACCAGCUUCUUUGGGAUGAACGUCACGCAGAUAGAAAACACAAACUUGGGAAUCUGGUGGUGGUUCGUCAUGUCGGCACCUAUAGUAGGGCUCGUGUUCACCUUGUAUUUUGUCGAUAUAUCAGUUCUGUGGGAUGGGGCUUGUGAGUAUAUUCGGGCCAGAUGGGGGUAA